Messenger RNA from Panicum hallii, 1326 nucleotides. Its product is annotated as ras-related protein RABA1f-like. The record is from RefSeq and is a predicted model, not a curated record. Gene Ontology annotation, molecular function: GTPase activity; GTP binding. The coding region runs from base 396 to 1055 and encodes 219 amino acids. Gene Ontology annotation, cellular component: endosome. The transcript has 2 exons. Lineage: Eukaryota; Viridiplantae; Streptophyta; Magnoliopsida; Poales; Poaceae.
CCUCCUCCUCCUCCCGCGCCGCCCUCCCGAUACGAUACACACAACACAACAAACAGAGCAGCGCGACCGCGGCGACAUCGUCCCCCUGCCUGCCCCCACCCCCUCCCUUUUCUUCCCCGUAGCAGCGCAGCCGCACCCCACCAGAAAGAAGAGACGCGCCGCGCCGCGUUGCCCAGCGCCGCGUCCUCCGCGUGGGUGGGGGCUUAUGAUUGAGCCGGGGGCCGGCGCCGCGCCUGCUAUUUAGGGAGCCCGCACCGCCGCGCGGGAAGCGGAGCGAUCGAAUCGCAUCGACAGAUCGAUCGAUCAAGCAGCCUGCCGAUCGAUCGAUCGACCGAUCGAGGAGAGCGCCCUGCACGUCUGCUGUUGUGGUGGGGAGGAGAGAGAGGGAGAGGGAGAUGGCGUCGGGGUACCGCGCGGAGGAGGAGUACGACUACCUGUUCAAGGUGGUGCUGAUCGGGGACAGCGGCGUGGGCAAGUCCAACCUGCUGUCGCGGUUCGCCAGGGACGAGUUCAGCCUCGAGACCAGGUCCACCAUCGGCGUCGAGUUCGCCACCAAGACCGUCCAGGUCGACGAGAAGCUCGUCAAGGCGCAGAUCUGGGACACCGCCGGCCAGGAGAGGUACCGCGCCAUCACGAGCGCCUACUACCGCGGCGCGGUGGGCGCGCUGGUGGUCUACGACGUGACCCGCCGCGUGACGUUCGAGAACGCGGAGCGGUGGCUCCGGGAGCUGCGGGACCACACGGACGCCAACAUCGUGGUCAUGCUGGUGGGCAACAAGGCCGACCUGCGCCACCUCCGCGCCGUCUCGCCCGAGGACGCCGCGGCCUUCGCGGAGCGGCACGGCACCUUCUCCAUGGAGACGUCCGCGCUGGACGCCACCAACGUCGAGCGCGCCUUCGCCGAGGUGCUCCGCCAGAUCUACCACGUCGUGAGCCGGAACGCGCUCGACAUCGGCGAGGACCCCGCCGCGCCGCCGAGGGGCAAGACCAUCGACGUCGGCGCCGCCAAGGACGAGGUCUCGCCCGUGAACGCGGGCGGGUGCUGCUCGGCUUGAGCCCUUUUUUUUUUCUCUUUCCCUUCCCCCCUUUAGCCCUGGUCAAACAAAGAAAUGCUUUCCGACUGCCGCAAUCUUUCUUGACAUGGUCAAGCGGUUGGGGUGGUUGGCGCUCGACAUUGACACCGUGUUUUGGAGAGGGCGGCAUGUUGUUUUACAACCUUGCAAUCGCUGUCCUAGUGUGUAUUCAUCGGUCCGUAUGAUUGAUACGGUAGCAUAUAUAUAAUUAUUACAAAUGACAUGUUAUGACUUGAUAUGUUGGCGAUGGAAA